AUCGUUGCCCCGGGGUCCGCUAAUUAAUUAUUAACAGCGGCCAGAGCAGAGAGCCAAGGUCGGGACAAACCGCUCCCGGUCGCUUCCUACCCCCCAUCCCGGUACCGGUGCCGGUGCCACCGGCGAGGAUGUGGCCGUACGCGGUGGCCGCGCUGCUGGCGCUGUUCCUGCUGCGCCGGUGGCACCGGGAGCGGCAGACGGUGCCGCGGCUCUCGGAGAAGCACGUGCUGAUCACGGGCUGCGACAGCGGCUUCGGGAACCGGUUGGCGCGGCAGCUGGACGCGCGGGGGCUGCGGGUGCUCGCCGCCUGCCUGACCCACACCGGGGCCGAGCAGCUGCGGGCGGCCACCUCCGACCGGCUGCACACCGUCCUGCUGGAUGUCACCUCCAGCAAGAGCAUCGCCGAUGUCACCGCCUGGGUCCGGGAGCGUGUGGGUGAUCAAGGGCUCUGGGGGCUGGUGAACAACGCAGGGAUCGCCAUCCCCAGCGCCCCGAACGAGUGGCUGAGCAAGGAGGACUUUGUCAAGGUGCUGGAUGUCAACCUGGUGGGGCUGGUGGAGGUGACCCUGAGCCUCCUGCCGCUGGUGCGGCGGGCGCGGGGCCGCGUGGUCAACGUGGCCAGCGUGAUGGGCCGCGUGUCCUUCUUCGGUGGAGGCUACUGCAUCUCCAAGUACGGCGUGGAAGCCUUCUCUGACAGCCUCAGGCUGGAGAUGCGCAGCUUCGGGGUGAAGGUCUGUGUGAUCGAGCCGGGCUUCUUCAGAACAAUGAUCACCAACGUUGAGAACCUGGAGAAGAAUUUUCAUGCCAGCUGGGGGAAGCUUCCUGAGGAAAUCAAAGCAAGUUAUGGAGAGAACUACUUAAGGGAGUAUGUGGCAUUGCUCAAGCUGCUGCAGAAAAGCUACAGCUCCAACCUGUCACUGGUCACCAACUGCAUGGAGCACGCGCUGACCAGCCUCCACCCCCGCAGCCGCUACUCCGCUGGCUGGGACGCCAAGCUGCUCUACAUCCCCCUCAGCUACCUGCCCUCAGCCCUCAGCGACGCCCUAUUCACCUUUUUCUACCCCAAAUCUGCUGGGAACACCUAAGGUGGGGUUGCAGCUGGCAGCCAGAGCGAGAUCGAUAACGCCUGGUGGGAUCCAAAACUGGCUCCAGCCAAGGCCACACCGAGGUCCCUGAAUUUGUAGCUGCGUGUCUGACCCUCUGUCCCCUGCUCACGGAUGGGUUUGUCCUGAAUAAAGACCCCCUGUCCCCUC
Messenger RNA from Taeniopygia guttata (zebra finch), 1253 nucleotides. Lineage: Eukaryota; Metazoa; Chordata; Aves; Passeriformes; Estrildidae. The record is from RefSeq and is a predicted model, not a curated record.